GUCGUUCUUCUUCAUUCCCGUAAUCCCGUCGGCAAAUUGAAAAAAUGCUCCAAAAUCCAGCCUAGGGUUUCCAUACUCAAAUCAAGCACGAUCAGCGUCGUAGAUAGUGGAAGCAGCGAAAAUGUCUCGACAAGCUGCGACGACGGCUUUUCAUAAGUCCAAGACCCUUGACAACAAAUAUAUGCUUGGCGAUGAAAUUGGAAAAGGAGCAUAUGGACGAGUGUAUAAAGGCUUGGAUUUGGAGAAUGGAGAUUUUGUUGCAAUUAAGCAAGUCUCUUUGGAGAACAUUGCGCAGGAAGACCUCAACAUCAUUAUGCAAGAGAUCGAUCUGCUUAAGAAUUUGAACCAUAAAAAUAUUGUGAAAUAUUUGGGAUCUUUGAAGACGAAGACUCAUCUUCAUAUUAUACUUGAAUACGUGGAGAAUGGUUCACUUGCCAACAUAAUCAAGCCCAACAAAUUUGGGCCAUUUCCGGAGUCAUUGGUGGCUGUUUAUAUAUCUCAGGUUUUGGAAGGAUUAGUGUAUCUACACGAACAAGGUGUCAUUCACCGUGAUAUCAAGGGUGCAAAUAUUUUGACCACUAAAGAGGGUCUUGUGAAACUCGCUGAUUUUGGAGUUGCAACCAAACUGACAGAGGCUGAUGUUAAUACACAUUCAGUUGUUGGGACUCCCUACUGGAUGGCCCCUGAGGUACUUCGCUCGGUUUUGAUUUUUGGGCUAGUGAUUGAAAUGUCUGGAGUGUGUGCUGCAUCAGACAUUUGGAGUGUUGGCUGUACAGUCAUUGAGCUUCUUACUUGUGUACCCCCUUAUUACGACCUCCAGCCAAUGCCUGCUCUCUUUCGGAUUGUGCAGGAUGCACAUCCUCCUAUACCAGAUAGUUUAUCUCCUGCGAUUACUGACUUUCUACGUCAGUGCUUUAAGAAGGAUGCUAGACAAAGGCCGGAUGCAAAGACCUUACUUUCUCAUCCUUGGAUUCAAAAUUCAAGACGGGCCCUCCAAUCUUCUCUCCGUCAUAGUGGAACGAUCAGGAACAUUGAGGAAGAUGGUUCAGUUGAUGCGGAAUUAUCCAAUGGAGAUGAACAGCAUGCUUCUGAAGGUCUUUCAUCUGAGAAAGGCUCUAGAAAGGAGUUGCUAACAGAAGAAGGUGAGGUGAGCGAAUCAUUAAAUGGUGAUGGAUUUGGUGGUGUUGACACCGAGGAAAGAGCAGAUGGCACUGAUGAAGAUUUAUCAGAUCAAGUGCCCACCUUAGCCAUCCACGAAAAUAAUGCUGUGGAGAAAAACUCAAAUGGACAUGCUAUAGCUGAUGAUGUUGUCUAUAACUUGAAAGAGCACCAUGAUUCAUCCCAUUUUUCUGAGCAGGAUAAAGUGUGCAUCAAUGGUGAUUUGGAAUCUUCCGCAUUGAAAGGAAAGGAUGUUGUAUCAAAAAAGUCUGAGGAAGAGGGAAGUAAUGUGCAUGGUGAUAAUGAUUCAUUUGCAUUUGGAGGAAAGAGCCAGGAAUCUUCUUCCAGAAAGACGAUUAAGGCAUCAUUGUUCUCCAGUGAAAAUGAGCUUAGCAGAUUCAGUGAUACUCCUGGAGAUGCCUCCUUAGAUGACCUGUUUCAUCCACUUGACAAUAAUUUGGUGGAUCGCACUGCUGAAGCCUCAACUUCUGCUUCUUCAUCAAAUGUAAAUCAGGCUAGUGUGUAUACUGAUACGGGGAAGAAUGAUUUAGCUACAAAAUUGCGAGCUACAAUUGCUCAGAAAAUGGAGAAUGAUUCUGGGCAAGCAAGUGGGGGUGAUCUGCUUCGUCUGAUGAUAGGUGUUCUAAAGGAUGAUGUUAUUGACAUGGAUGGUUUGGGUUUUGAUGAUAAGUUGCCAGCAGAAAAUCUUUUUCACCUGCAGGCUGUUGAGUUUGGCAAGCUAGUGUCAUCCUUAAGACCAGAUGAACCAGAAGAGGUUAUCGUAUCCACUUGUCAGAAGUUAACUGCAUUCUUCCAUCAAAGGCCUGAGCAGAAAAUUGUCUUUGUUACUCAGCAUGGUUUGCUUCCUCUUUUGGAAUUACUUGAAGUUCCAAAAUCGCGGGUUACAUGUUCUGUAUUGCAACUCCUUAACCAGAUAAUCAAAGAUAACACAGACUUUCAAGAGAAUGCCUGUCUUGUGGGCCUUAUUCCUGUUGUUAUGAGCUUUGCCGUACCUGAUCGUCCUCGAGAAGUUCGCAUGGAAGCAGCUUUUUUCCUGCAGCAACUUUGCCAGUCCAGCUCUUUGACGUUACAGAUGUUUAUUGCUUGCCGUGGGAUACCAGUUUUGGUGGGUUUUCUGGAGGCUGAUUAUGCAAAAUAUAGGGAAAUGGUUCAUCUGGCUAUUGAUGGCAUGUGGCAGGUAUUUAAGCUUCAACGGUCAACCCCUAGAAAUGACUUUUGUCGUAUAGCAGCAAAAAAUGGCAUAUUACUUAGGCUCAUCAACACUCUUUAUAGUUUGAAUGAGGCGACUCGUCUAGCUUCUAUAUCUGCGGGUGGUGGUCUGCCACCAGAUAUUUUGGUUCCACGACCACGUUCUGGUCCAUUGGAUCCUUCAAUGUUACAAAGUGAACCUGCAGCUUAUGGGAUUGAUCCAAUGGAUCACUUUAAAGUCAGGCUUGGAGCUGUGGAUCAUAUAUUACCGGCUGGAACCCAGGAAAUGCCACGCUCGUCAGUUUCACAUUCACCUGAUUCAAGAUUCUUUUCUGUUGAUCCAGAAAGGCAUCAGUCAGGCAACUCUCCUGCAGAAGCUUCAGGCAGUUCUAAAGUGUUAGAUUCAGUAUCUUUUGACAAAGUAACGAAUGCAGGGCCGAGAGAAAUUCCUGCAGCUAAUUCGAGGGAUAGAGAGGGCAUGGACAGAUGGAAAAAUGACCCGUCUCGUAUUGAUCUUGAACAAAGAUUGCAAAGAGGCGCUAGUACUGCAAAUGGAAUAUCUGUGGAUCGGCCUCGGAAAUCUGCCGAGGGUGCAUCAGCUGGAAUUUCUCCUGCAACUACAAUCCAGCAAGAGAAUGUGCGCCCCCUCCUAAGUCUACUGGACAAGGAGCCCCCAUCCCGUCAUUUUUCUGGACAGCUUGAGUAUGUACGACAUCUCACUGGAUUCGAGAAACAUGAAAGCAUACUUCCUCUUUUACAUGGAUCUAAUGAGAAGAAAUCAAAUGGGAUGGAGUUCUUGAUGGCUGAGUUUGCAGAGGUCUCUGGGCGUGGGAGGGAUAACAGUAACUUGGAGUCAUUACCCAGGAAUUCGCAGAAAGUAGCAACUAAGAAGGUCGGGCCACAAACAUCAAAUGAUGGAUUUGCUUCUACUUCUGGGCUUGCAUCUCAGACUGCAUCUGGGGUUUUAUCUGGAUCUGGGGUUCUAAAUGCUAGACCAGGGAGUGCCACGUCUUCUGGGUUGCUGUCUCAUAUGGUGUCACCUUGGAAUGCAGAUGUGGCAAGGGAAUAUCUGGAAAAAGUGGCAGAUCUUCUUCUUGAGUUUGCUAGAGCAGACACAACUGUGAAAUCAUACAUGUGCAGUCAGAGUUUGCUUAGUCGUCUUUUCCAGAUGUUCAAUAAAAUAGAGCCCCCUAUUCUCUUGAAGUUGCUGAAAUGCAUCAAUCAUCUUUCCAUGGAUCCACACUGCUUAGAACAUCUUCAGCGAGCAGAUGCCAUAAAGUACUUGAUCCCAAAUCUUGAUCUCAAGGAGGGUCCUCUUGUUUCUCAGAUACACAACGAGGUUCUCCAUGCGCUCUUCAAUCUCUGUAAAAUAAACAAGAGAAGGCAGGAGCAGGCAGCAGAAAAUGGGAUAAUUCCACACUUGAUGCAAUUCAUCAUGUCUGAUUCUCCAUUAAAGCAAUAUGCCUUGCCUCUCCUUUGUGAUAUGGCCCAUGCUUCACGUAAUUCCAGGGAGCAGUUACGGGCUCAUGGUGGGUUAGAUGUAUACUUGAGCCUCCUUGAAGACGAGCUCUGGUCGGUCACCGCUUUGGACUCCAUUGCUGUUUGCUUGGCUCAUGAUAAUGAUAGUAGGAAAGUAGAACAGGCAUUACUCAAAAAGGAUGCUGUACAGAAACUGGUCAAGUUUUUUGAAAAUUGUCCAGAGCAGCACUUUCUGCAUAUUCUGGAGCCUUUCCUUAAAAUUAUAACAAAAUCAUCUCGUAUAAAUACCACGCUUGCUGUCAAUGGCUUGACACCAUUGUUGAUAUCAAGAUUGGACCAUCAAGAUGCUAUAGCUCGCUUGAAUCUGCUGAAGUUAAUAAAGGCUGUUUAUGAGCACCAUCCUCGUCCGAAGCAAUUGAUUGUGGAAAAUGAUCUUCCACAUAAGCUUCAGAAUUUGAUUGAGGAACGGAGAGAUGGCCAAAGUUCCGGGGGUCAGGUGUUGGUGAAGCAGAUGGCAACCUCUCUGCUGAAGGCACUUCAUAUUAACACAGUUUUGUAAAUUAAAUUAAAUUACUUGAAUGCUGUAAAUUAUGUAAAAUUCCAGUGUGUAAUUAGUCAAAUCCCUUUCCCAAGCUUCUAACGUAUUUGCCUUUUUAUUCUGCGGCAAAAUUGCCUUGUGAUAGAUUUAAUUUAUUUUUAUUUUUUUGGCUUGAGGAUUAGAUCCUGAGAGAACUCUUCAAGGACUGGUAGUUGUUUUGGCUUUGCUCUCAAGGAAAAUAGUGAAUGACCUAUUGUGGUUUUCAUCAUGUAUAAAAAUGUGAAGUGUUUUUGUGUUAAAUGUAAGCUUCCACAUUGUAUUUUAUUCGAUUUUAUUAGUUCGAAUUCGAGUGGAUUGUACAGUAAUGUUAUUAGUAUUAUUGUUUUGAAAGGGGUGGUACAUUUCUGAAUUGAAAGGAACAAGUUCAAUAAGCUCUGGG
Molecule: messenger RNA, 4823 nt
Organism: Oldenlandia corymbosa var. corymbosa
Lineage: Eukaryota; Viridiplantae; Streptophyta; Magnoliopsida; Gentianales; Rubiaceae
Source: the annotation of a GenBank genome assembly